This is a messenger RNA of [Torrubiella] hemipterigena, 3781 nucleotides long. The record is from the annotation of a GenBank genome assembly. Lineage: Eukaryota; Fungi; Ascomycota; Sordariomycetes; Hypocreales; Clavicipitaceae.
CGAAAACAAGAAUUUCCGGCUUCGACACGAUAAACCUGUUAUUUGCAGUUGCCAGCUGGCCAGCUGUGCCAGGUGCUACAACUCAUCCUCUUUCUCUCUUUCGUUCGGCAUAACUCUGCUCCCUACAACGCCAUGUCAUGCAGCUAGGGGCGUCGACCCUCAACGGCUACUUAAUCAACCCAAGUCAAACGCCUAAUGCUGCCCUUGUCCGACUUGUUAACCGCCUGUGGCGCCGUUGGCUGAAAGCGCAUGCUUCCGUCGGCAACGCUCUCUCCAACAACCGAGCGACUGAUGAAUCGAACAGACAUGUUUGGAGGAUUCUGAUUUUUCCAUGAAUUUUCCCGCGAAUAGUAUUUUCUCUUUUCGACAGACCCGCUGCCAUGCAGACUGUUGGCGUGCUAUAUCCGAUCAAUGCUACCAAGCUGCCAAGGUUGGGAUGGUUCUCCAAAUCUUGCAGCGUGACGCUGUCGAACUGUUGGAGGCACGCCUACACUUUGCACAGGGACCAUAAUACCAAUAGACUCGGCUCUGUCUGUCAUCAUGUCAAACGAAAGCGAGCAAAGUAGCUUAAAAUGAAGCUAAUCACGAGGCAUUCGCCGUGAGUCUCGUACCACCAUUACAACGAACGUCUGGCUAAAUCGCCCCUCGCGGCGCCAACGCCUUGGAGCCAUCACCCAGUGUGAGGCAAUGCGCUGCUCUCAUUCGUGGACCCAGUUCUUCCGCAUCUCCAGCGGUUUCAAACUUCCCCGGAUUCGCCUAUUACAAAGAAUCGGGCGUGAACGGUGGCCUUGAUUUGAUCCACAGCAAUCCUCACGUACUUGUGCGGGUUUCUACGACUCUUUUAUCUAGGAAGAAGGUCUGUGGUGAUGAGAAGUUGACUGCAGCAGAGGUGGAGGUGAGCCGUCACUGUUUGCCUCCUCUAACAGUGUUUGCACCCGCGGAAUAUCGCUACUAAAAUCAGCCAGCACACUCGGCCUAAAAGUCAGCACUAUUCUGGGGAAAAACAGCCACUGGCAAACGCCACAAAUGCACCUAUAGCGCGGGUUGGGCAAAUGCUGGAGCCGCACAGUGCUAGUGCUGCAGCGAAAUUGGGGUAACGUGGGGUGAUGAUGGGGGCUUGCCAAUGUGAGGAGAUGGGGCACACCACUACGUUGACUCCGCUAGUGAACAUCCUGGUUGCCAGCACCCGCCCUUUGUUCCGGCUAUUUGAUGUGACACCCUCGCUCUCCCCCGGAGCCUUUUGCAAGUCGUUCAUUUCGUCUCUGGAGGUGAGAUAUUGGUUCUUUGCUCUGUCGACCAUAUAUCAAUCCGUAUCUUUCCAUACCAAGAGAGUGUCCCACUGCCCUCUCACAAGUCACUCACUCAAACCCGUUAUCCGAACCGACACAAACCAUCGUGGACGCACGCUUCGCCCAACAGCUAGCGACUCACCAUGGCGAUUCUACCCAAGGUGCUUCACGCAAUCGUGCGCAAUGACUCAAUGCGCUCAGAUCCCGAGGAGAUCUAUGGCUUGCGCGUCUUCAUGCUCGUCUUUGCUGCUUGCUUCGGCGGCAUGCUCUUCGGCUGGGACACUGGCGCGAUCGGUGGCGUUCUAUCGAUGCCAGAAACUCUGGCGCGCUUUGGAUACGGCCCCAAAGAGGAUACAACAGACCUGACACAGAACAUUGUCUCGACUUUACAAGCGGGCUGCUUUGUUGCCUGCUUCAUCACGGGCUGGGCUGCAGACAAGUAUGGCCGCCGACCGUGUCUCAUCGUCGCCGGUGUCUUCACUGUCGUUGGUGUCGUUUUCCAAGCCGCAUCUGCUGCUAAAGGCACUCUGGCUGUCAUGUACAUUGGCCGCUUUGUUGCUGGUCUUGCUUGCGGCGCAGCAUCUACUCUCACCCCCCUCUACGUUUCCGAAUGCGCGCCACGCGCCAUCCGAGGCGGCUUGACUGCCUUCUACCAGCUCUUCAUUGUAUUUGGUAUCAUGAUCUCAUUCUGGAUCAAUUACGGAUGCACGUUGCACUUCUCAGCGCCGGCUGUUUACGUUGUACCCCUCGCUCUCCAAGCCACACCUGCGCUCCUGCUCAUUAUUGGCAUGCUCUUCGCUUCAGAAAGCCCUCGUUGGCUUGCAAAGGUUGACAACUGGGAGGAAGCAACACGCGUCCUGUCUAAGCUGCGAAACCUUCCAGCCGAGUCAGAGUAUGUCCAGAAUGAAGUCAAGGACAUGUCUGAGCAACUCGCCAUUGAGCGUCGCCUGAUGGGCGACGCCACAGCCAAGACGCUGUUCAAGGAGAUGCUUCUGGUUCCUGGUAACCGCAACCGCGCCAUCAUUACUGUUGUUCUCAUGAUCUGCCAGCAGAUGACUGGCGUUAACGCCAUCAACUACUACGCUCCCCAGAUCUUCCGCAACCUGGGUUUGGGCGCGAGUGACUCCUCUCUGUUUGCUACCGGCAUCUACGGAGUCGUCAAAUUUGUUGCUUGCUUUAUAUUCCUAGUUUUUGUUGCAGACUCUCUCGGACGCCGCGGUAGUCUGUUGAUAACGGCCGCUGUCCAAGGCGUCGUGCUCUUCGUCGUUGGAAUCUACGGCCGAGUCCAGCCUCCAGUUAAUGGAGAGCCAGUUUCUCCUUUUGGCUACGUCGCCAUCGUAUGCAUUUAUCUUUGGGCAGGCGCAUUUCAAUUUGGCUGGGGUCCUGCUUGCUGGAUCAUCGUCAGUGAGAUUCCAACCGCACGCCUACGUGCGACCAAUGUCGCCUUGGGUGCUGCCACACAAUGGCUGUUCAACUUUGUCAGCGCGCGAACCGUUUUGACAAUGCAAAAGACCAUGGGUCGCGCAGGCUACGGUAUGUUCUUCAUGUUUGGUAGCUUCUGCUUCCUCAUGGGAAUCUUUGUCUUCUUCUUUGUGCCCGAAACAAAGGGUCUCAGUCUGGAGAAAAUGGAUGAGCUCUUUGGCGUGACAGACACGCUGGAGAACAAGUUGGCCGUCGAUACAGAGGCCGCCACUCCUCAAACAUCGAGGGAUCACCAUAAUGCAAGGGUCAAGGAAUGAAUGAUGAUGACGUAUUGAUCCUUUUUUUGACCAGUUGAUUUUAUUUCACCGUCGUUCUGCUCUGAUUUUAAUUUGAGACAGCGCGGCUUCUUCCUUUGCAGAGCGAACAUCUCUGAGCAUUAUAUCCAUUCGUAUCUUCGCAUGUUUCUUAUUCUUCUCGUAUUUUAAGUUUAAUUGACACCAGUCUGGAAUUGAUAAUCGGCCGUAAAGUUGCAGUUCGAGUGUGAAUCGAAGGCUGAAAUGAACGCCGGCUGUUUAUUUCAAAGCCUAGACUGUCGUUUGCGACUUUUGGGAACCGACAUUGCUAAAUCAUGAAUCUGUUGCAUAAUGUUAAUGGGAUAGUUCCGCAAGAGCUAUUAGGUUUGCUGAUUAGUUGUCAACUUCGGGGUAGGCAGUCGAGUUAGACGUCCAUUCAAGAUCAAUUGUGGCUCGCAGAGCGACGCUACGAAUCCGAAAGUGGGCAAUGUCGGUGCCGAUCUACGGUAGUGGUAAAUGAUGCUGCGCUAAUUCAUACCACAUUGGUCUUUUCAGUUCCCAAGAAGCACAAUCCACUGCUUAGUCUAGCUCCACCUCACCGAAAACUGCGACACUCUAGUACAGGGAGCUAAAGACCUCUUUGUCUCUAUUUCGGCUUCGGACAGUUAGCGACGCGCCCAGAGACUUAUGAGCUUCGAGUUACGGGCGGUGGCUGGCGCCAGUGGCCGUGAUGCCAGUUCUACCGGCUCACCCUCGUAUUGUCUCAUGGAAGCCGAC